Molecule: messenger RNA, 219 nt
Organism: Laccaria bicolor S238N-H82
Lineage: Eukaryota; Fungi; Basidiomycota; Agaricomycetes; Agaricales; Hydnangiaceae
Exons: 4
Coding region: 1-219 (72 amino acids)
Source: RefSeq, a predicted model, not a curated record
AUGUGCAUCAGAUUGCGGGUUUGUCUGAGAGGGGGCGAACUCGUACAUCCCAUUGCCUUCAUAGAUCCUACUUUUACAAGGAUGACAUCAACAUUUCAAGUCGAGAAGGCUGAAUAUUAUGACAACGGUCAUGACAAACUUGAACAAUGGUUCGGACACUUCAAUGUGCUGAGAUGCUACCAGAGAAGUGCUUCUCACUGUCCAAGACAGACUGACUGA